Messenger RNA from Lobosporangium transversale, 1604 nucleotides. RefSeq lists its product as hypothetical. NCBI's taxonomy places the organism in Eukaryota, Fungi, Mortierellomycota, Mortierellomycetes, Mortierellales, Mortierellaceae. The transcript is spliced from 3 exons. The record is from RefSeq and is a predicted model, not a curated record. The coding region runs from base 128 to 1570 and encodes 480 amino acids.
CCCUUUUACCCUUGACCCUGGAGCUUGUCUGCAUUUAAUUUUUGCUCCAUUCCCUCACACGGCACGGAGCAUAACAUAUUAGAUUGUAAAAAUUAUUUCAAAUAACAUUAACGCUGAUCGACCAACGAUGCUCAUCUCUACAGGCUCUAAUGGUGGCUCUCAUAGCAAUAUGUCGUUCAAUUCCAAAGCUAUCAGUACAACAAAGAGUUAUGUAGCCGAGUUACCAUCGCCACCGCUCUCUCCACAAGAAGAUUGCAGCUUUCGUAACGCCUGUCCUGUCAUCCCUGUAAAGGAUAAAGACCUUGUGGAACAGGGUUCAACCCAUGAAUCCUUUCAUGAUAUCGACCCAUAUCUUGAUGUCGACUGGAAUGAUGAAGGCCAAAAUGACGAAAACGAUACUGAUGAGGAUGUUGUUGUUGUUAAUGAUGAUGUUGAUGUUGACGAUGUUGUUGUUGAUGAUAUUGAUGUGGAUAAAGACGUCCAAACCAAUGAAUAUUCGAAAGAAGUGAGAUAUGAUCGCAAGGAUGAUGAUAUCAACCUUCUUCCUCAUUCAAUCGACCAAGAACAACAACCACAACAACCAUCACAGCAACAAGACCACCUUCAUCAUCACCGUCAUCAACUUCAACAAGGACAAGGGCAAGAACUUAGUGAUCUUCCUGAAGUUAUUAUGCCUAGACGUGAUUGGGUGCAGUUGCAGGCUCGGAUCAACUUUUUGGAGACGGAGGUCACCCGAUCUGCAGAGACGAACCAAGAGUUGAAGCAAGAACUGGAUAAGGUCAAUGAAUAUUUGUUCAAGCUGACAAAGGAAGGUGGUGAUGGAGGCGAUGAAGGUUGGAAGAAAGGAUAUGAGUUUUUGGUGCAACAAAUCGAUUUGAUGCAUCGACAACUGCAACAAGCGUAUAGUCAAAUGAACCAGAUGAGUCGUCAAGGUCAAGGUCAAGGUCAAGGACAGUAUCCUCAGACAUGUGAACAUCGUAACCAUAGCACUGAUUUAAAUGGAUUAGAUCAGCAAGAGGAGCACCAUUGCAAUCAAAAUCAAGAAAUCAAUGUUCAACCAGACAUUGACAUGACACGACAACUCCGUGCUGAAGUAGAUGAACUGACUUCGUCGCUUAGGACUUGGAAAGCAGCUUUUCAUCAAGCAGAAGAGAAUUAUCGUCGGAAAUGUGAAGGAGAACGUGUUCUAAAACAAAUUAUCCGUGAACGCGAAGCACAGCUGCUAGAUUUAGCAGAGAAAUUGACUGGCCAUAAGCAAUCAUUAUCAUUUUCAUCGUCACCAUCAUCAUCAUUGUCAUCUUUACCUUUGGACUUUAACUAUCCUGAACUGUUACGUCUUUCAAAAGCAAAAAUGACAGACAGAGCUAGUACUCCCUUCGACAGUGUUGAUGAGCAAUUUCAAGAAGGAGAUGAUGGAAGCAAGCCUAUGCCUGGUGUCUUCCCGGUAGAAGUGGCUGAUGGCUCAUCAUCUCAUAUACCCAUUCAAGUUCAGGUUCAGAAUUACCAGUGCUCAUAUAUUUCCAUAUUGUUCUGGGCUGCUUCUCUUAUCGCAGUCAACCUGCUUCCUUGAGUCCAUAAAAUCACCUCUUUUUUUUGUUCUUCUG